Exophiala xenobiotica is the source of this 1585-nucleotide messenger RNA. RefSeq names its product tartrate dehydrogenase. The record is from RefSeq and is a predicted model, not a curated record. The transcript has 2 exons. Lineage: Eukaryota; Fungi; Ascomycota; Eurotiomycetes; Chaetothyriales; Herpotrichiellaceae. Gene Ontology annotation, molecular function: oxidoreductase activity, acting on the CH-OH group of donors, NAD or NADP as acceptor; magnesium ion binding; NAD binding. The coding region runs from base 211 to 1353 and encodes 380 amino acids.
GCUCGACGGCCUGCCACCGAUCGCCUAAAAGAUUGUCCGCAUUGAGAUCGACAGUAUGACCUUUUUACUCGUAUAUAAAAACCGACGACGAGGAAAAGGACUCCCUCUCUAUUCGCACUCUAGACAUCCUCCAACCCAUCUCUAAGUCUAAUCUCAGCAUCUCUUGUCGACCUCCACGUCUCAAAGGACACACACAUACUGUACCCAACCAUGGGCUCCAUAUCUGUCGAGCAACCACUUGCUCCUCCACCCUCCACCACAACCUAUAACAUCGCCUCGAUCCCCGCCGACGGGAUCGGCCCUGAAGUCAUCUCAGCCGGCAUCCGUGUACUCAACACUCUAGCCCAGACAUUCUCGACGUUCAAGUUUAACUUCACACACUUCGACUGGUCGAGCGACACCUACCUCCAGACGGGCAAAUACAUCCCAGACGGCGGGCUGGACGAGCUACGCAAAUUCAAAGCCAUCCUCUUCGGUGCCGUCGGCGACCUGCGCGUCCCCGACCACAUCUCCCUAUGGGGACUCCGUCUCGCCAUCUGCCAACCAUUACAACAAUACGCCAACGUCCGCCCGACGCGCAUCCUCAAGGGCGUCACAUCCCCUUUGUCCUCGUGUCAGGGCAGCGAAGCCGCCACCAAGAAGCUCGACUGGGUCAUCAUCCGUGAGAACAGCGAGGGCGAGUACGCCGGCCAAGGCGGCCGCUCGCACGUCGGACAAGCAUGGGAGGUUGCGACCGAAGUUUCCGUCUUCACGCGCCACGGUGCCGAACGACUGCUCCGAUUCGCGUACGAGACGGCCCGGUCUCGGCCGCGCAAGAAGUUGACCUUCGUGACCAAGUCGAACGCCCAGCGCAACGGCAUGGUUCUGUGGGACGAGGUCCAGAAAAUCGUGGCCAAGGACUAUCCAGACGUCGAGACGGAUAAGAUGCUCGUUGACGCGAUGACAUGCCGGAUGACCCUGCAGCCCGAGAGUAUCGACACCGUGGUCGCGACGAAUCUGCAUGCAGACAUCCUGAGUGAUCUGGCGGCUGCGUUGGCGGGAAGUAUUGGUAUCGCGCCGACGAGUAACCUCGACCCCACGAGGAAGAACCCGAGUAUGUUCGAGCCCAUUCACGGCUCGGCCUGGGAUAUUGCGGGCAAGGGCGUGGCGAAUCCAGUGGGAACGUUCUGGACUUGUGCGGAGAUGGUUAGGUGGCUUGGGCAGGAGGAGGCUGCGGAUUUAUUGAUGGAGGCGGUGGAAAAUGUUCUUGGUCAGGGUGUGAAGACGAGAGAUCUAGGUGGGAGUGCCGGCACCGAAGAAGUCACCGACAAGAUUUGUGAAGAAAUUCAACGCAUAGGCAAGACGUCGAAAUGAAAGCAGGAAAGGGCUCAGACGACAAUUACGCAAGCCAUAUGUAUCUACUCUCUUCCAGGCUCAAAGACAGCCAUCUCUCUCCACCCGCUCCCCUCGCCUGCGGUCUCAAACCCAACUUUCCACUGCUCCAAGCCAAAGACCUUUGUGUCAGGCACUUCGAACCUCAGCCGUCCACUCUCCACCAGCGAGAUCAGCCUCUUGACCGCAUCACGCUCAUACAUGAAUUUCCCGC